Messenger RNA from Benincasa hispida (wax gourd), 940 nucleotides. Its product is annotated as immune-associated nucleotide-binding protein 1-like. The record is from RefSeq and is a predicted model, not a curated record. Gene Ontology annotation, molecular function: GTP binding. Lineage: Eukaryota; Viridiplantae; Streptophyta; Magnoliopsida; Cucurbitales; Cucurbitaceae.
UGUCUCUUUUUACCGCAACAUAUGCAGAAGCUCAUUCCUCUUUGUAGCUUAAUCGAUCUUCUUACUAUUUAAAUAAAUAAUAAUGGCGAUUCUUCCUUCCCUAACUAUGGUGUUAAUGGGUCGUACUGGAAAUGGGAAAAGUGCAACUGGAAAUAGUAUUCUUGGAAAAAAGGUGUUCACGUCAAGAAAAAGUUCAUCCGGCGUUACAAAAACUUCUACCUUGGAGAGAUGUGUACGAAAUGAUGGGCAAAUCAUAAAUGUCAUCGAUACUCCUGGAAUGUUCGAUUUAUCCAAUGGAACAGAAUUCACCUCAAGAGAAAUAACCAAGUGCAUAAAAUUGGCAAGUGGAUGCAUUCACGCAGUUAUUUUAGUUUUUUCAGUAAGGAACCGAUUCAGUCAAGAAGAAGAAGCUACCAUUAAAACCCUACAAAAUACAUUUGGGCCCAAAAUUGUUGAUUACACCAUUGUCAUCUUAACGGGAGGCGACGAGUUCGAUGACGGCAAUGACAUAGAAGAUUACUUGAGCCAUGAAUGUCCUGCGGCUUUGAAAGAUAUUCUAGCUGCCUGCAAUAACAGAUGUGUGAUUUUUGACAACAAAACUAAGAGUGAAGCAAAGAAGGAAGAACAAGUGAAUGAGCUUUUGGAUUUGGUGAAGGAAAUUAUCGACCAAAAUGGAGGAAAGCCCUACAGACCUCCUUUGAUUUCUAAUAAAAAGCUUGAGAAGGAAUUUGAUGAAGUCAAAAGAAAGCUUGAACAGUCUUGCACGCAAGGCAUUUAUUCUGAUCCCAAGCUUCAGGAAAAGUUGAAUGAGUUCACGCUCGAGGCAAACGACAUGUUUCCAAACAAAGAUUAGAAGAUGAAAGAGAAGCACGUCGUCAAGUAGAAGAGAAAACACAACGAAUACAGAAACAAUAUAAUGAUGAAAUUCAGAAGCUCAAUG